AGAUAAUUAAAAGUAAAAGAGAAAAAGGAGAAAAAUAACAAAAAACAAACUGUAGUGAUUCGGCAGAUGCAACCGCCGCGCGGCAGCGGAAGCGCCGAGCCGACUCGGGGAGACGGCGGCGGGCUCGCUAGAUACCGGUCAGCUCCGGCGACUUGGUUGGAAGCGUUGCUGGAGUCGGACGAGGAGCAGGUGUUGCCCGACGUCGUAUUGGAUAUACCUAAACCGCCUCCGCCGCCCAAUGCCUCCUCCACCGCUGAAGUGGAUCUCGAGCUGCUGGAGUCCGCAGGAGGCGGCGGAUUUAGCAAUUUCCUGAGGAUGAACAGCUCGCCGGCGGAGUUUUUGUCUCUGCUUAAUAGCUCGGAAGGGCUGUUUUCGAAUUUAGGGAUUCCGGCGGAUUACGAGCUCGUGCCGGCGAAUCAAGGUAAGCGCGCACGCGAGGCGGAGGAUUUGGAUGGGAUUUCGCCGAAAAAGUCGCCGUCUUCGUCUUCGUCUACUCAAGUGAAACGAGAGAAGCGUAGGCAACUGCAAGGCUCAGGAGGGUCAUUUGAUCUUGAUAUGGAGAAUAUUUUGGAGGAUUCAGUAAUGUGUAGGGUACGAGCAAAGCGUGGCUGUGCUACUCAUCCUCGCAGCAUUGCUGAAAGGGAGAGAAGAACGCGGAUCAGUGACAGGAUAAGGAAGCUGCAAGAACUUGUCCCUAAUAUGGAUAAGCAAACGAACACCGCAGACAUGUUAGAAGAAGCUGUCGCUUAUGUCAAGCAUCUGCAGAAAGAGAUCCAGGAUCUAACGGAGCAUCAAAAGAAAUGCACAUGCUCAACAAACGAUUGAACAAUUGGAUUGGAUAUUGUAGAGUAAAGAUACAAUGUUAUGAUUUUUGCUCGUUGCUCGAUGACAGUUUCCACUUCCCACUAUGUUUGUUGAGCUGUAACAUAUUGUAAAAAAGGUAGUAGAAGUCUGUUGUGCAAAACCAGUAGCCGGCAUCUCUCGUGAAUAAUCACUACUGCCGAAGUUAGGGAAUCUGUACAUGACAAGGUCAUAUCUAAACAAGUCUGUUAUUUGUAUUUGUAAUACUUCCUGCUUUGUAUGUAAACAUGGCAUCUAGAUGGUAUGCAGGUGGCUUAAGGCCAGCAGAAGAGCUGGUUUAAGGCUCUUUGUUGCCACCGGGGAGAAUAACACCUCCUCCCGACUCCCCGUACCUCCUUAAUAAGUGGAGGCGAGUUGCAUCGUUUUCCGCCUGUGUCAGUAGAAAUUUCAUCUUCAUUAUCUUCA
This is a messenger RNA of Salvia hispanica, 1266 nucleotides long. RefSeq names its product transcription factor bHLH80-like. Gene Ontology annotation, molecular function: RNA polymerase II cis-regulatory region sequence-specific DNA binding; DNA-binding transcription factor activity, RNA polymerase II-specific; protein dimerization activity. The record is from RefSeq and is a predicted model, not a curated record. NCBI's taxonomy places the organism in Eukaryota, Viridiplantae, Streptophyta, Magnoliopsida, Lamiales, Lamiaceae. Gene Ontology annotation, biological process: regulation of transcription by RNA polymerase II. Gene Ontology annotation, cellular component: nucleus.